This is a messenger RNA of Sorghum bicolor (sorghum), 1987 nucleotides long. RefSeq names its product plant cysteine oxidase 5. The transcript has 6 exons. The record is from RefSeq and is a predicted model, not a curated record. NCBI's taxonomy places the organism in Eukaryota, Viridiplantae, Streptophyta, Magnoliopsida, Poales, Poaceae. Gene Ontology annotation, molecular function: oxidoreductase activity, acting on single donors with incorporation of molecular oxygen, incorporation of two atoms of oxygen. The coding region runs from base 716 to 1456 and encodes 246 amino acids.
ACAGAAAGGACCCGUUUCGGGCCAGGGCAUCGUCUCACCCGGUCAGGCAAACCACCCUCCUCCUCGGCGCCUCCCCAACCAGGCAACCACAGUAAGCCCCUGCCCCUUCCUCCCCGACGCGCGCUCCCCCUCAUGGCGAGGAGGCGCUGCUGAUGCCUCGCGGCGUCGGAUCGGACGCGGCGGCCACGACACGCUGCCGCUUGCGGUGGCGCUCGCCGAUCCCUACGCACGCGCCCAAUCCGCCGACGCUGCUCCUCGGAUCCCCCCCGAGGGAUUCGGGCCUCGUCUCGUCUCGUGCUGCCUAGGUGAGGCUCUGGCCUUCGAGGUGCGUGGGUGGGAUCUGCCUCGGUUUUGCGUUCUUCCCAAGUGCCCUGCCCAUACUCCAGCAGCGGCCCAGUCGACUUCCCCAGGUGCCCUACCGACCCCCACAAGGUUGCGCGCGCGUCACCUCAACCCCGUGCAUGCGCUGACGCUAACCCUAUCUAGGAGACGGAGCAGCAGGCCAGCGGCCACGCCGGCCAAGAGAGGACGGCGGCCUGCAAGGCGAGAAGGCUCGUGUCAGGCGGUAGCCAUAGGUGCAAGGAUAGGCAACCAGUGUCCAACAACACGUCUGUGGAUCAAUUGACCUGUAUUUCGGCCUUUCAGUUGAGGAUUAAACUAGAGCUUUAAGAAGCUUGAUAAUUGGCAUCAUCUCAAGAAUACAUUGAAGUGCAAGAUGCCAAAAAUAAAGAAUCUCUCUAAUGCAUGUAAAGUAUCAUUUUCUCCACAAGGUCCCAUAUCUGAAGAGGCGCUUGAGAGAGUCCGUGCACUGUUAGAUGAGAUAAGACCUCUAGAUGUCGGCCUAGAUAAUGAAGCACAAAUUGCACGCAAUUGGACUAGUACUACGCGUCCAUCAAAUGGGAGACGAGGACGUAAUGGGGCUAACCAGUUCGCUGCUCCAAUCAAAUAUUUGCACAUUCAUGAAUCUGAAAGUUUCUCUAUGGGUAUAUUUUGUAUGCCACCUUCUUCAGUUAUUCCACUUCAUAAUCAUCCUGGAAUGACUGUACUUAGCAAGCUUCUUUAUGGAAGACUGCAUGCUGAAUCUUAUGACUGGGUUGACGUGCCUGAUCAUCCAAUUGAUCAAUUACAAUCGAGGCCAGCCAAGCUUGUUAAAGAUUGUGAAAUGACUGCUCCAGAGACAACUAUUCUUUACCCUAAUGCAGGUGGUAACAUCCACACUUUCAGAGCCAUCACACCUUGUGCUCUCUUUGACGUCCUUUCUCCACCGUACUCCGCUGAGGAUGGGCGGCACUGUUCGUACUUCCGAAAGUCUCUAAUGAAUCAACCACCUGUUGUUUUGCCUGCUGAGAUAGAUAGCUCACAAGUAAUUUGGUUGGAGGAAUUGGAGGACCAUCAGCCCCCAGAAGGCUUUGUUGUUGCGAGAGGUCUGUAUAAAGGCCCUGUAAUUAGGAGAUGAUUUGCCUUGGAGCACAGAAUCCACCAAACUGCAAAUCAGCUGAAAGACGAUGCAGGCUUGUAGUGUCAAUUGCAAGCUUCAUCAGGUCAUGUGCAGCCUACGGUUUACUUUGUACAUGUCAAAGUGAUCUGUGAUAAUUUAACAGCAGUUUUACAGAACAAUGGAUGUUUUUUUUGUUUUGCUGCCAUUUUAAUUGUGUCCCACUGCUGGAGUAUUCUCUGACCUUAGUUAUGGAGCUCUUAUCAGAUCAAGACCGUGGAGCACAUACUUUUGAGCAUAGUCUAGCAUAGCUAUUGUCAUGGUGUACUAGGGAGAUCAAUGGACAAGGUUUUCCAUUUGGUGAUUUCAGAAAGAAUUUGGUGUGGGGGAACCAUUUUGUCUGUGUGUAAUAGCAGCACUACUAUUUUUGGGCAAGACUGUAAAUUACGGGGGACGAACCGUAAACAAACCUGUGCGCAUCAUCUCCAUGUUUCAUUUACGUCCGUUGACAGCACUAUAGUUGAACAUGUUGCUCGUUGCCCGUUAUGAGCA